GGAAGAGGAGACGAAGAAGAAGGCGACCAUGUUGAUUUAAAGGAAGAAACACAAUAGAGGCGAUUUAUUUCAAGUAAAAUUCAGUUAUUAAAACGAAUUGUAAGGAAAGUAGUUGAUCAACCACACACUGAGCAUCUCUUGUAAAACAACAAAGAAACUAAGGUGACAAGUUUGAGUUGUUGGCUGACUUUGAGGAGGCAGCGGGUUGAUCACGGCCACACGCGCACACUUCACACACUGACCUGAAGACCCGUGGUGUCUGUGGGGAGAGGGUCAAACACCUGGAGGAGAAAAGAAACGCACACUGAGGACUCAAAAGGGGCGGAAAGCUUUUUUGCUUUGGACUAGAUAACCCCUUGUAAGAUUUGUGAUUUCAGGAUCCAGUUUUUUUUCUCCUGUAGACCGACACACAUCCACACAGUGGAAAUAAACGGAGAGCAUUACAGACUACAUGAUUUUGGGGGGAAACUUGUACAAAGUUGGACAUCCUUGUUUUCAAGGACCGGGAUAUUGAGCAACUUCUACGGACUCAAAGUGGAAACAGGAAGUAUUGUUCAAUUUAGAAACAGAAGUUUUAAGUAUUGAACAAAGAUUAUAUUGAAGAAACCCCAAGUUCAGAUUGCCUUAGUUGUUCUAUUUCAGGACUUGAACCGCUUUGAUACUUGUUCACAUAUAAUUUUUCUAUAUUGUGGGCAAGUAUAUUCAUGCAUAUGAAUGCAAAUUUCUCUUCAUUUUGAAGAGCUCUUGUAUAAAAACUUUUUUGUUGUUGUUCUUGUACGUCAGUCACUCUGUUGUUGAAGGGGACCGAACUGCACGUACAUGUGUAUAUGUAAAUACUAUGAAUUGACUUCUGUUGUGAAAGCUUUGGACUUAAGAAGAGAAUAUUGUUUGUUAAUGAUUUAUUAAGCUUUUUUACUUUUGAAGAGAAUUUUUAAAAAGUAAAACCUAAGAGGCAAAAAUCUAAUACCUUGAGGAAGAAGAAAAAAAACAAAAGCAAGGAAAACAGGAAAAAUGGCAACCGCCAGAACAGAAAACGUUGGCCCAGUCGUCAUGGGACUGAACAAGCAGAACGGGCAGCUCAGAGGACAGACUAAACCAGCUUCAGUCCAGCCAGCACCCACAACUCACGUAAAGACUUUGGGUGCACCCCAGAUCGCAGGUGGAGCCUCCCAGGACGGAGUAGGCAUCAAGUUUGGAGAUGAUUGGAAAAAGAGCCUAAAGCUCCCUCCCAAAGACACCAGGGUCAAAACUUCAGAUGUGACGUCCACUAAGGGGAAUGAAUUCGAAGAUUACUGUCUCAAAAGAGAACUGCUGAUGGGCAUCUUUGAGAUGGGUUGGGAGAAACCUUCCCCUAUCCAGGAGGAGAGCAUUCCCAUCGCCCUGUCUGGACGGGAUAUUCUGGCUCGGGCUAAGAACGGAACAGGGAAAAGUGGAGCCUAUCUCAUCCCACUGCUGGAGAGAAUAGACCUGAAAAAGGACCACAUACAGGCACUUGUCAUGGUGCCAACCCGUGAGCUGGCACUGCAGGUGAGCCAGAUCUCGAUCCAGAUCAGCAAACACCUCGGAGGAGUUAAAGUCAUGGCCACCACCGGGGGCACCAACCUGCGAGAUGACAUCAUGCGCCUGGAUGAGACUGUGCAUGUGGUCAUUGCCACACCUGGUAGGAUCCUGGACUUGAUAAAGAAGGGAGUGGCAAAGGUGGAUAGAGUCCAGAUGAUGGUGAUGGAUGAGGCGGAUAAGCUGCUGUCUCAGGAUUUUGUGGUGCUCAUCGAGGAUAUCAUCAGCUUCCUGGCCAAGAACAGGCAGAUCCUGCUCUACUCUGCAACCUUCCCCAUCAGCGUGCAGAAGUUCAUGGCCAAGCACCUCCAGAAACCUUAUGAGAUAAACCUGAUGGAGGAACUGACUCUGAAGGGCAUUACUCAGUACUAUGCCUACGUCACAGAGAGGCAGAAAGUCCACUGCCUCAACACGCUGUUCUCCAGGCUUCAGAUCAACCAGUCGAUCAUCUUCUGUAACUCCACUCAGAGGGUGGAGCUCUUAGCCAAGAAGAUCACUCAGCUGGGCUACUCCUGCUUCUACAUCCAUGCAAAGAUGAUGCAGGAAUAUAGAAACCGUGUGUUCCACGACUUCAGAAAUGGACUGUGCAGAAACCUGGUCUGCACUGAUCUCUUCACCAGAGGUAUUGACAUACAGGCUGUCAACGUUGUCAUCAACUUCGACUUCCCGAAGAACGCUGAAACUUACCUCCAUCGUAUUGGAAGAUCAGGGAGAUUUGGUCACCUGGGCUUGGCCAUCAACCUGAUCACAUCAGAGGACCGCUUCAACCUGAAGGCCAUCGAAGACCAGCUGGUGACGGACAUCAAGCCCAUUCCCGGCAGCAUCGACAAGAGCCUCUAUGUGGCAGAGUUCCACUCAUCCGACGCAGACUGUGAUGUGGAGGAGGUUGAGGAGAAACCAGGACGCCAACAGGACAGCACCUAAAACAGGACAGCAGGACACACGGGGGCUUUUGCACAGACAUCAGCGCUUGCUUACAAGCUUCAGGCAACUCUUCAAUUUCACACUUCUCACCUGUUCUCAGUCUGUUGAAUGGAUGUAAAGGCUGUUUAUUUUUUGUUUUUAAGCAUUUCUUUAGUUUUUCCUCAAAGACAGCUGCCUCAUUGUUUUUAAUGAAAAUUAAACUUCAUUGUUUUGCACCAAACUCCACGACGAUGCAUCCUGUGUAUGAGUUUAGCGUAUUUUUCCUAAAAUGUAUCUUGGUUAGACAGCACUUGCGAUUGAAACAGGCACAGCAGUGCUAAUGAGUAUCAAAACAGUUUUGAACCCGUCACCCUCGGAGACAGUUUUAAUUGCCAGCAGCAAGGUUGAUCUCUUUUUAUUGUUACAAUGGUGCACUUAACACCAGCCAUCGUUCUGUCCACGUACACUGUUGUUGUCACUCAAGUGCCUUACUUACUCCCAUGUGUACUCAUCCAUUCAUAGCCUGCUGUUUCUGUCAUGCAGCAGAGUACGAGCACAAAUUAUAUGAAUUUAAUAGUAACCCAAGUUUAUUUAAACAUCCGUUAUGCAAGGGGAAAAGACGCACACUGUCCUGCUGAGAGGUGUGUGUGGAAACACGGCUCAAACAUCUUUUAAAAAAACAAACAAAAAAACAUCCUGAAUGUGAACGUUUAGUUUUAAUGUGAACGUUGCAAUAAAAAAAGGGCAGCUUUAUUUAAAUACUGCGUGACUGUUUUUCCCUUUUGCUAUGAAUAAUACAUAGGCAGAGUUAAUACAAGAAGAGAUACAAGUCCCCAUACUGAUUCAUGGAUGUUGAACUGCAACCACACAAACGGCAUGCGAAACGAAUAGCAGCCCCAUGCUGUUACAUUAUGGCUUUUGCUGGUUAGUUUUCCCACAGACAGCUGUCGUCUGGAGGUUCUUUUACAUAAAAUAUCAUCAUAUUGGGCUGGUGAAUACUGUAAACCCGUCGUCCACUGUAGCUGGUAAAUAAAUGGAAAAACUGGUUUCCUGUCCUGUACGCAUCUACGGCGCAGGACUAAUGCAUCAGAGACUGGUUCAGAACAGUUUUGAUUACUAAGGUGAUGCAAAAUUUGAGUAUCAAUACAUCCAAUGAUUAAAUGGUUUCUCUGGAAUUCGGUGCAAAACAAAAGUUAGAAUUUUCUGUCAUUGUCUUUUUCCCCUACUGCUUCACAUACAGUUGAAAUACAAGGUGGACUUAAUAACGGAGCAUUUUGCAAAACCUUUGGUAAAACAUUAUUUUUGAGCCCCAUCAUGGAAAAAGUUGGUGAAUGUAUUAGUUGCCAAUGUGUACUCUCGAUAGUCCAGUGGUUGAAUGCCAAGCUCUUAAGUAUAUUUGACAGUUGUCCUUUGUAUUGCUGCUGUUGCAUUAGAAACUGCUCUACAGGCUUUUAUGAAAGUGUAUACUGGAUAUGAAAUGGUUCCACGGGCCACAGAGCGAUGAAACCUGCUCAGUCUAUAAAGGCCCACGUUGAUCGUCAAUUGAACUACGACUAAAAUUUGAAGAAAGGGUCAAUUUUCUUUCUGCUGCAGCAGCAAUAUAUAUAUAUAUUUUUAAUUUUUUCUCCCCCACCACUAUGUUUUAAAAUUAUAAAAUGUGAGGAUUAUCUUUUGUGAGGGGUGGGCUCUGUGUUUGAAAGCAAAAUUGUAGCAUCUUUGAACAGGCAGCUGUGACUUCUUUUGUUUUUGUCCUCCCCUUUAAAGAGCGUCAGUAAUGAUAAAAAGAAAAGACAUAAAAAAGUAUUUUUGCUUUUUAAAAUUUAUUUUUGAUGCUUAAAGCAGUUUGAAGGGGGAGAGUGCUGUGAGGCUCUAGCACUGGGUUACCUCUGGAGGUUUUUUUCGGGGGGGUGGGUUUGCAGCAGCCAAGUGUUUUAUCAGAUGCUCUCUGGGCGUCUUGGAUUGUUCCUUCUCUCUGGUACUUAAAGCAAAGAAAGCUUUUGAUUUAAAUUUCUUUUUUUUCCUCUUCCCUUUUUAAAAGUACACAAAAUACCCUAGUUGGCUUCAUGUUUUAAGUGCCAGAGAAAGCAUUAAGUUAUACAGGAGAGAGUUUCUGGAAAGUGUUGAAGCACUGUGAUCUUCUUGAACCUGUUCCAUGUUUGUGUGACGGACGAUCAAAGUGCUAUGAUUUGUCUUCAGCAACUCAAUCCAUUUUCCACUAGGGCAAUCUUUAUACGAGGUGUUAUGAAUCAUUUUGAGGAAACAAAAUUGUAAAUGAUUCAUUGUUUACACUAAUCGUUUACAAUUAUACAAAAAAAAGAAAAUACUUUGCUUCAUGGGUGGAGGAGGAGGAGGAGGAGGUAGACUUUGUGUUUCCCUUUUUGUUUUCCUUGAAAUAGAUUUUCAAGAUUUACAUUGAAGCAAAACCAAAAAAGGAGAAUGUCGUAUGAGUGGCACACUUAAAUGAGAGGCAUUCAGGUGUGUGUGUGUGUGUGUGAGGAGAGGCGGGAUAUGUGUGGGACUGUCUGAACAAUGUGUGUGUGAGAGGUCAUGAGACGUAUGUUUGUGACAGGCUGAGUUUUGUUAAUUGUUAGGUUUACAUGCAGCUUCAAUUAAACCUUAUCUGUGGGGGAAAAUAAUUGUCCCAUGAAGAGUUUGAGGCGGCAUGUAAGCAUAAUUGUUUUGUCUCUUUUUUUUGUUUGUUUCUGGGUGUUUUUGUGUGCAGCCUCGUCUUGUGUUUUUGUUGGCGGUGUAUCUUAAAUAUCAGUAUGAGUGUUUAAAAUGGUCAGGGAUGUGAUUUUUUGCCUUUCCAUCUCCUGCUUCCUCCAGGAGUUCAAGUUUGUGGACAUAAAUCUCAUUUCUAAUGACAACUUUCCACUUUUCAGUUCUUUUUCUAUGUUUUGUAUCUCUGAUCACAUCCCUGACAGUUAUUCCAUGAUCUCCUUUGUGAUACAAAAAACAGCAGAGUACGCUGCGUCAGAUUUAUAGCUGAACCUAUAAGGUGUUGAAUUUUCCAUGUUAUUUUGGAGGAGGUAACAUUUAAAAGUAUCUCUAGGCUGUUGGAACUAACUAAAUAAUGUCAUCCCAGACUUGUGCCCCUUUUUUUUUUUUUUAAGAACAACUUCCCUCCAUUAAAACUUCAUUUUUGCAGCUCCAGCAAUCAGUUAUAAGAUUUUACUCGCCAAAGUAAUUGUGGAGAUCUCGGAACACACCAACGUCACUAAAAACAGCUGCAAGGUGGUGUUCUUGAAAGCUCAACUCUUAACUUUGGUAAGAACAGUUUCAUCAUACACAUUUGUUCAUUUAAGCUCUUCAACAUGAAUUUGUACAUUUUGUGUUGGAGUAAACGUUCAUUAGUGGUCACAAAGGAGGUUAUGAUGAAUGCAGGUAUGAAUGUUGUGUGAUGCGUUUGAUUUUUGUCAUUUGGUGUUGUCGAGACGUCUUUGUCUGUGUGAGCACUCUGGACUGUGGAGUCAGGAGAGCUGACGGGGGUGGGAGGGAUAUUUGUCAAACACUUGUUUGAAAAGGGUCAUUUAAAAAAAAAAAAAAUUUGAAAAAGGGUGAGGAUUUGGGUAUAAAAUCGCAGCUUUGGGAUUCUACAAAUUCUAUAUUAAAUGUAAAAAGUCAACACUAGACUUAAAACUAGUAUUGCUGGCUGAACUGCCCCUAAUAUUUCUACUGUGCAUUGCUAAAUUGAAUUGAAUCCCUUAAUUUGUUACACUAAUGCAGACUCACCCACGCUUCAGGUGAUUUCACCCAAACUUAAUGAAGAACCCAGCAGAAUUUAUUGUAGUAAGCUGAGGGUUAAGUUACUGCAGGAUUUCCCUUGCAAUGUGGAUAUAAAACAGUGUGUUAAGACUCUAAAUUGGCUCUCAAAUUUUUUCAUUUUAAAUGCAGCUGUGGAUAAAGUUGCAAUCGUAUUUGCUAUACAACAUGGAGGGGAAGGAGUGUUAAUACAUUUCGAUUCUAAAUUGGCUUGCAAAAAUGUUGGUUCAGUUGAUCCCUCAUACUUAAAAAUAUUGUUUUCUUUUCAUAAACAGUCAGUUUUUGAGUUGUUCAGUCUUCUUUGUACUCAUUGGUACCUUGGUGGCCCCGAUUCUUACAAAACAAUUUCCAGCCCCACGUUCAAGUGAGUUACACCACUUUGGACUUCAGUUGUAAAUUGACUACAUGUUUAGGAUGUCUGUUCAUUUUCCUCCCUCACUGUCCCAUGAUUUCCUUUUUGUGCCAUGAGAACUCGGUAAUGAUUUUUGGGGGGGUACAGCAAAAAAAAAAAUGUAAUUCUUGCAUUGUUCAUCUUUUUAAUGCUUUUGUUUGUUUUCUUUCCUUACGAAAUGCAUUGAGAGGCACAAGGGUUUUCAACGACUUGUGUUAAUCACUCUGUCCUCUACUGUUGUAACGUGGAAAUACAUGCAGGGGUUAUAAAAUUCAAUAAAUUGAACUUAAAUUUA
This is a messenger RNA of Micropterus salmoides (largemouth bass), 6908 nucleotides long. Its product is annotated as probable ATP-dependent RNA helicase ddx6. The record is from RefSeq and is a predicted model, not a curated record. Gene Ontology annotation, cellular component: cytoplasmic stress granule; P-body. Gene Ontology annotation, biological process: P-body assembly; cytoplasmic stress granule assembly. NCBI's taxonomy places the organism in Eukaryota, Metazoa, Chordata, Actinopteri, Centrarchiformes, Centrarchidae. The transcript is spliced from 13 exons. The coding region runs from base 1012 to 2481 and encodes 489 amino acids. Gene Ontology annotation, molecular function: RNA helicase activity; ATP binding; mRNA binding.